This is a messenger RNA of Carassius auratus (goldfish), 1153 nucleotides long. Its product is annotated as protein phosphatase 1 regulatory subunit 27. The transcript has 3 exons. The coding region runs from base 202 to 705 and encodes 167 amino acids. The record is from RefSeq and is a predicted model, not a curated record. Gene Ontology annotation, molecular function: phosphatase binding. Lineage: Eukaryota; Metazoa; Chordata; Actinopteri; Cypriniformes; Cyprinidae.
CACAUAGAGCCCUGACAUCAGACCAACUUCUGAACGACUAUCUAGGAAGGUACUAUACGCCAAGAGACAAACAAACAACCAGACAGCUGCAAUUUUCAAGACAAGCACCUUGGAAAAGAAGAAAUUCUGAAGACCUCUGAUUGUGCUGAACAUUGAGAAUUGGAAUAUCUCAUCCAAUUUUAGGAACAAGAACAUCAAAGAAUGAAGUACUAUCAGUGUCCAGUUUCCCAGAAGAUGUGCUAUGAGGGGUGCAAACCAAAUGCCACUAGACCAGUAUCAUGCUUUCAUUCACAGCCUUCCAUCAAACCUGUUCGCAAUGUUCACUUUCCCAACGAUAUAGUUUUUCAGGAUUAUGUCCGUGAAGGAGAGCUGGAGAGAAUCGGACGCUUCAUUAGAACCAAAAGAGUGAAUCUGGACACUAUCUAUCAUUCAGGCAUGGCAGCCAUUCAUGAAGCAGUCCUAUCUGGAAACCUGGAGUGUGUGAAGCUUCUGGUAAACCUUGGGGCUGACAUCACCCAGAGGGACGAGGAUGGAUGGACUGCCCUCCAUAUGGCCUGUAGUGAUGGCUUUCCAGAAAUAGCGAAGUACUUGCUUUCUUUGGGUGCAGACACUGAGGCUGAAAAUGACUGUGGGGAGAAGCCUGCUGACCUCAUUGACCCAGAAAGCAAAGAGCUGCUUGAACUCUUUGGCGUCGGUGGUGACUGAUCUUGCCUGACACUGAAGUUCUGAUUGCAUUCUUCUUUUAUGCCAUUUGCCACGUUAAAGGGAUAAAGCCAGAAAAGGUGUGGAACAGGCACUGUGUAUGCAGUGGAGCUGGUAGUUGAGACACCUUGACAGAGUGUCCAGUCAUAAUUGUCUGGUCCUGCGCAUUAGGACCAGGGACAGUGAUAGGAUGUGAGCUGUACUUGCCUCCGGCAGGAAGGAACUCUUUCAGAGUUGAAAAUGCAGUGUGUUCUUGCUGUAUGCUAAUGACAGUCAAUUUGUUGCUUUUUUGAGACAUGAUUUUUAAGUAGCACAUCAAUGCACAGAGUUUGAUAGCUCACUGUGAUUGUAAGAUUUUUAAAAAAAUCAAUUUACAUAUAAAACUUUACUGUACAUAAAGUCUUAAUUUUAUACAUGCCUGGAUUAAAUGUUUUUAUACCUAUACAUACAA